GGAAGGACUGGAGUUUGGAGGCAUGCCAUGAGACUUCAAAGAUCAGAAAAUCGGAGUAAGGGAGACCCUGCCCAGCUGGGGAGGGAGACUCCCUCCCCCAGCAUUUAAGGACCGAAGUUGCUGUCCCUGUUGAUGAUGAUGAUGACAAAAUCGUGGGGGGCUACACCUGCUCUGUCCCCUACCAGGUGUCCCUGAACUCAGGGUACCACUUCUGCGGGGGCUCUCUCAUCAACAACCAGUGGGUCGUGUCAGCUGCUCACUGCUACAAAUCCCGCAUCCAGGUGAGGCUCGGUGAAUACAACAUCGAUGUGUUGGAAGGGGAUGAGCAGUUCAUCAACUCCGAUAAAGUAAUUCGCCACCCCAAAUACAAUUCGUGGGUCCUGGAUAAUGACAUUAUGCUGAUCAAGCUGGCAACCCCAGCUGCCUUGAACUCCCGUGUUACAACCAUCUCUCUUCCUUCUGCCUGUGUGGCGUCUGGGACUCAGUGCCUGAUUUCUGGGUGGGGAAACACCCUCAGCAGUGGCUCUAACUACCCUGAGCUUCUCCAGUGUGUGGAUGCUCCAGUCCUGACUGAGGCAGAAUGCAGUGAUGCUUACCCAGGACAAAUCACUACAAACAUGAUCUGCGUGGGAUUCCUGGAGGGUGGCAAAGACUCCUGCCAGGGUGAUUCUGGUGGCCCAGUCGUGUGCAACGGUGAGCUCCAAGGAAUUGUGUCCUGGGGGAUCGGGUGUGCUUUGCAGGGUUACCCUGGAGUCUACACCAAGGUCUGCAACUAUGUUGACUGGAUCGAGGAGACCAUUGCCGCCAACUAAGACAUGCGUCUCCUGCUGGUCUCCUGAUGACAUUUCCUUUCCUCCCCCUUUAAUUCAUCUUUGAAAAGAACAUAGCACAAAUAAAAAGAUAUAUUAGCUGUAGCAAGUACUUCCUUAGUGCCAGUGUUUUUUUUCCCUCUGGGUUUUUCAUAACACACCUUACUGGUUCCCUAGCACCUCUCAUUGCUAAAGUGCCGUGUAGAUGGUGCAUAAUGGGAUCACUGCCCCCACACUGAAGUGAUCUCCCUUUGAGUGAAACACAGCAAUACUCUGCAUGGAAAAACUAGCUCAGGAAGU
Molecule: messenger RNA, 1109 nt
Organism: Mauremys mutica (yellowpond turtle)
Lineage: Eukaryota; Metazoa; Chordata; Testudines; Geoemydidae
Product: anionic trypsin-like
Exons: 5
Coding region: 396-812 (138 amino acids)
Biological process (GO): proteolysis
Molecular function (GO): serine-type endopeptidase activity
Source: RefSeq, a predicted model, not a curated record